GCCGAUCAUAAUGGUGACAUACCGAAGAAGGACAUCUCCUCUAUUGAUAUCUCCAGCAACAGAAGCCAACCUAUUAGCAACAGCGACCUGGAAAAGCAAUAUACACCGACCCAACGCUUCUUUCGCUCAGUCCAGAGAUACAUCUGGGAUGACCCAGACAAACCAAAACACGAAAAGAAGUUCUUGCUCAAGCUCGACUUCUUCCUACUUACGUAUGCAUGUCUCGGGUAUUUUUGCAAGAAUCUGGACCAGCAGAACAUCAGCAACGCAUAUGUCUCUGGGAUGAAAGAAGCACUGCACAUGGAUGGAAACGAGCUCACGUACAUGAGUAAUGUUUUUACUGCUGGAUAUGUUAUCAGUCAACUCCCAGCCGUCAUUCUCGUCACCAAGCUGCGGCCGUCCCAUGUCAUCCCGACCCUCGAAUGUCUUUGGGCAAUUUUCACCUUCUGUUCUGCUGCAGUGACAUCAGUACCUCAGCUGUAUGGGCUCCGUUUUCUCAUUGGUUUCUGUGAAGGGGCCUUCUUUCCUUGUAUCAUCUAUUUGAUAGGGUCAUGGUACACCAAGCAUGAGCGAGCGAAGAGAACAACACUUUUCUAUUGUACUGCAUCUCUGGCACAUAUGUUCUCUGGUUAUCUUCAAGCAGCAGCCUACGACAAUCUUGACGGCAAGCUAGGUCACGCCGGAUGGCAAUGUCUACCCGUUGGAGUCAUCGGAUACUUCUUCAACCCCGACUUCCCAGAAAACACCAAAGCUUUUUAUCUGACCAAAGAGGAAGCCGUCUAUGCAAGGAAAAGACUCGUCUUGGAUGGCUAUACACCUCUCGGAUCGCAAUCGUCCAAGUGGGACAAGAAGAAGCUCUUCCGUAUCGCCACAACAUGGCAAUUCUGGGUCCUGUCCUUUGGCUAUUUCUUUGUACAAUCUAGCCAUCCCUCUCAGCAGCCAUUUUACUCGCUGUGGCUCAAAGCUGAAGGCCAUAGCGUGUACCAGAUCAACGUGUGGCCAACAGGUCAAUCAGCAGUCGGCGCCGUCACUCAGAUCAUUGCGGGUAUGCUCUCAGACUCACCUCUACUCGGUGGCAAGAGAUGGCAAACGAUAGCAAUACUCCAAACAGCAUCUUUCUUCGGCACACUGAUUCUGGCUAUCUGGAACGUACCCAUCGGUCUCAAAUACUUUGCCAUGUACAUCAGUUACUGCUCUGCGGGCGUGCCUGGACUUUUCUAUUCUUGGUUCCCAGAUUUGAUGCCGCACGAUCACGAGAUGCGUGGAUUUUUGACUGCUUUCUCAAACAUGUUCUCCUAUGUCAAUCAGAUCUGGUUUCAGGAUGCCGUCUGGAGGACCGAGGAAGCUNCAAAGUUUCGACCAGGCUUCAUCGCUGCUGCAUCGUUUAGUGUUGCUCUGAUACUGACAGCUUGCCUGAUACGAAUUUUGGAGAAGAGGGACGUGAAGAAAGGUCACCGGUCGAAGGAGAUACAAGAAAUCAAUAGAGCCGAGGACGAAGUCGUUCCUGAGAUUCAGGCUGACCCUGUACACAUAGCG
Molecule: messenger RNA, 1536 nt
Organism: Aureobasidium vineae
Lineage: Eukaryota; Fungi; Ascomycota; Dothideomycetes; Dothideales; Saccotheciaceae
Source: the annotation of a GenBank genome assembly